UCAGGUUUGUGGGCGGAGUUAAAAAAAAAUAAAAAUAAAAACAUAUUACAGCCCACAGAAAAAAAGCAACAAAAGAAAAUUAUUUCAAAGUGAUACAAGCAAACGCAGAGCAGAGGUGAUCCAUGGCAGGGAAGCGUGGAGUACAGCUUGGUUCUGCUUCUGAGCUUACGGCGAUGGCAACCAUCCGAGGGGCACUGGCGGAAUUUGUGGCAUUGAUGAUAUUCAACUUCAUCGGCUGCGGUGCUGUAGUCGUUACCGGCUGGACCAGGAACCAAUCAGGGGACGUGGAUUACAAUGGCAGAGUGCUGUGCAUUGCUAUGGCACACGGACUCACGAUCGGGAUCCUGGUGGCAGCAACCGCAGGCGUGUCCGGAGGGCAUAUCAAUCCCGCUGUGACGUUUGGAAUGCUGCUGACUGGACGGAUCACACUCCUCAAAUCCGUUGUCUAUUGGGUGGCACAAGUCGUUGGAGCGAUUUUGGGAACGGGUCUUCUUGCUGCCGUCGCACCCAACAAAGCGCAGGGUAAUCUUGGAAGCCAUCUCAUCAACGUUCAUAUUCCCGCAAUGAACGGGACAGCGGUGGUGGUGGAUAUGGACGCCGAACAAAUUCAGGUCGGAACCAGCUUUUUGACGGAGGUUAUCAUCACGUUCAUCUUGGUGUUUGUGAUUUGGGGCACAGCUGUGGACCCUCGCGGCCCGUCGGCCAUCGCCCCGCUGAUGAUUGGUCUCACUGUUCUUGCCAAUCACCUAGCUGCAAUCCCCAUCACCGGGGCAUCCAUGAACCCCGCCAGGUCCUUUGGGGCCGCAGUGUGGUCUGACGUGUGGGAGGAUCACUGGAUCUACUGGAUUGGGCCUCUGCUGGGUGCGGCCAUCGCCGCGCUAUUCUACGAGCAUGUCCUCUUGGCACCGUCUUCCAACACCAACACGAUCCAGAAGAGCCAGCCAAUUUUGGAGAAGAUUUACUCGCUGAAGCAGGUGCAGAUGCCUACAGUGUAGAAAGUCGGUCACUACUCCUUUCCUUGCUUGCUUUUCCUUGUGAUUGGCUGGCCAUCACUGCCUUCCACACUUUGAG
Molecule: messenger RNA, 1071 nt
Organism: Chara braunii
Lineage: Eukaryota; Viridiplantae; Streptophyta; Charophyceae; Charales; Characeae
Source: the annotation of a GenBank genome assembly